UUGGACGAUGAGAAAUUGGAUAUCAUUAAUAAUUUUAUUUUACCUGAAGCCGUGCAUUUUUGGGAACAAGCACUCAUGGUCCGUGAAACAAAGAGUACUAUUAGAUUGAGCAGGAAAUGCGAAAGUAGUCAACUCUUCGUUAAAAAUCAUCGCACUCACUGUAUAGAUGCCUGUCGACCUACUACAAUGUGCGGCGAUGUAGCUGUGCCUGAAAGUCAUCUUGACGUUUGUAGAACGUGCAAUGCAACAGGAUAUAAUUGCGGUAUAGCUGAAGGCAGCAAGGCAGGCCCAGGAAUAGAUGGCGCCGAUUUUGUCUUGUAUGUAUCCGCAAUGCAAACUGAAGGAUGUGGUAAAGCCGUAGCUUAUGCAGUGCAUUGCCAACAAGAAGAAGCAUUAGACAGGCCGAUAGCUGGACAUGCCAAUUUAUGUCCGAAAAGUAUUAGCACGAAACCGCAAGAGCUAGAGACGUUACUAAGUACCGUGAAGCACGAGAUACUACAUGCCUUAGGAUUUUCUGUAAGUCUAUAUGCCUUCUAUCGGGAUGAAAAUGGUGAGCCGAGAACUCCAAGAGGACAUGACACGGGAAAACCACUAUUAAACGAAAAAUUACAAACGCAUCAGUGGAGCGAAAAUACGAUCAAGACCGUGAUCAGACCAUACUGGCAAGUGCAUGGUAGCUACGUGGAAAGAUCGAUGCAAAUGAUAGUCACGCCAAGGGUUCGCGCUGAAGUUCAGGCUCACUUCAAUUGUCCAGAUCUCGAGGGUGCGGAGUUGGAGGAUCAGGGGGGUGAUGGCACAGCAUUAACACAUUGGGAAAAACGCGUGUUUGAGAACGAAGCAAUGACAGGGACACAUACUCAAAAUCCAGUUUAUUCAAGGAUAACCCUCGCUCUCAUGGAAGAUACUGGAUGGUAUAGUGCAAAUUACUCAAUGGCUCAGGAAUUGGGAUGGGGUAAAAAUCUUGGUUGUGACUUUGCAAUGAAAUCGUGCAAAGAAUGGAUAUCUUCGAAAUCAUGUCGAUUGUCAAGAAAAUCUAUUCAUCCUUUCUGUAAUAAAGUAAAGCGAGAUCCGUUACAAACCGAAUGUACCGAUGAUCGAAGUUCAGUGGCAUUGUGCAACCUAAUUAAAUAUCCACAAUCACUACCCAAGAAAUAUCAGAACUUCGACUCUAUACCUCAUGUACCAUCCGGAGAAGAACAAUAUUAUGGUGGUUCAGUAUCUCUGGCGGAUUAUUGUCCGUAUACUCAGGAAUUCACAUGGAGAACUCGAAAUAUAGUAGUUAGGGGGUCUCAUUGUCUUUUUGAAGAAAACAAUCCUAAUUCAGAUAAAAAUUUUGCUUUGGAAAAAUAUGGCCCACAUUCAAGAUGCUUUGAUCAUACAAAUCAAAUGUGGGAAGAAACUACUUGUAAACAAGUUCGACAAUGGCAGCAUUGGGGUUCUGGAUGUUAUCAAUAUAAAUGUGAAGCUGGUAGAUUACAUAUUAUGGUUGCAAAUUACACAUAUACGUGUUAUCAUGCUGGUCAAGAAAUUGCUAUUAGAAUAAUACAAAAUAAUUGGCUGCAUAAAGGUGCUCUAAUUUGCCCUCCCUGUAAAGACAUUUGUCAGGCGGAACUAAAAGAAAGAAAUGAAUUUUGUAAACCAGGAGAUGAACAUCCACCUGCGACGUUUUAUCACAGAGACAAUUUGUAUUGUGCGUCCGCAGGAACAUAUACAAAUUUAUCAUCAUUUGUUGUUUUAAUUUAUUUCUUUGUUUUUAGAUGA
Molecule: messenger RNA, 1761 nt
Organism: Eufriesea mexicana
Lineage: Eukaryota; Metazoa; Arthropoda; Insecta; Hymenoptera; Apidae
Product: leishmanolysin-like peptidase, invadolysin
Exons: 12
Coding region: 76-1761 (561 amino acids)
Biological process (GO): proteolysis; cell adhesion
Cellular component (GO): membrane; cytoplasm
Molecular function (GO): metalloendopeptidase activity
Source: RefSeq, a predicted model, not a curated record